Alternaria rosae is the source of this 1263-nucleotide messenger RNA. RefSeq names its product tRNA-splicing endonuclease subunit sen54 N-term-domain-containing protein. Bases 1 to 1263 code for a protein of 420 amino acids. The record is from RefSeq and is a predicted model, not a curated record. Gene Ontology annotation, cellular component: tRNA-intron endonuclease complex. NCBI's taxonomy places the organism in Eukaryota, Fungi, Ascomycota, Dothideomycetes, Pleosporales, Pleosporaceae. Gene Ontology annotation, biological process: tRNA-type intron splice site recognition and cleavage. The transcript is spliced from 2 exons.
AUGGCCGACGCAGACGAAGAUGCGUCGCACUUGCGCGUACCUGACGCUGCCGACUACGACCCGACAGAAGAAGCGCAAGAUUUCCUGAAGCUCGACAAACUCACAGCACAAGACAGCGCGCAUCCCACAUUGCCUAAGCGUGGCGAAAAGGACUUCGAAAGUCAUGAGACGAACCUCCAGCUCGACACACUAGAGGCUUCACGCCGGGCCAUGCACGGCGUCCUCUCAUGGCAGCGGACGCACACGCAAAAGGGCCACAUUUUGGCCAUGUACGACCCAGAGCGCAACAUGGCAUGCGUCGACAAGGUCCGCUCACAGCACUUCCAAACAAUCGGCACAAACAAAGGAGGACGAGAGUGGCUACUGCCGGAAGAAGCCUUGUUCCUGCUCGAGCGAGGGACAUUGGAUGUGCGAUGGCCGGUCAAGCGAGAGGUGGGCGACAAGACAGUAUAUAGGACUGAAGAUGGCGCGCCAAUGAGCUUGCAGUCGGCGUAUGCCGCCUUCAUCGGGUUUGAGAGCGGCGUAGGGGGAAAGUUGACACUGGAGAUGUACAAUGUCUACGCGGGAUUGAAGAGGUCGGGAUACGUCAUCUUCAGGACAGGAACUUGGGACCAUGACAGAGGGGACGUCGUCUUAGCACCACCCAAGGCGGAAGAGGAGACCGGAACAGGACCAGGCAUAGUCACACGCUUCUUCUCCGAACUAUGGCGGCGACUGAAUCAGCCCAUAUACCAGAUCUCAGCCGAGAACCUUGCUUUUGGCCCGCUCAUCAAGCCCGGCUUGUACCGAAGCUACAACGAUGUCUACCGCCUACUCAAGCUGAUACCCACCUACGACCGUUCCGUCCCACCGACCUUUAUCCUCCCACCAUCGUCAGAAAACCCAUACCGCGUUCAUUUCGACGUCUACCGCACCACGGCCCGAUUUAAGAAGUCUGCCCGCGGGCCCCCAGACUUCCGCAUAUGCGUCGUCGACGCACGUUCGACACCCAUACCAACAAGUGCACAGCUUAAUGAUCUCAUGGCGCAGGUGCCAGAGGAUAGACCCAAGGGGGAUGGUCACCCGAAUCAGAGGCUGAAGCAUGGGUGCAGAAAUGUAGUAGUGGCAGUAGUGGAUAAUGGCAUACCGAGCUACCUGAGGAUUGCCGAUAGUCCGUUCGACGAGGUUAAGAUUUAUGAGAGGUCAGCGCCGAGAGGGAAGGGUGGUGGUAGAGGAAGAGGAGGCGGUAGGGGGAGAGGGAGGGGAAGAGGACGUGGUCGCUGA